Eruca vesicaria subsp. sativa (arugula) is the source of this 1156-nucleotide messenger RNA. The record is from the annotation of a GenBank genome assembly. NCBI's taxonomy places the organism in Eukaryota, Viridiplantae, Streptophyta, Magnoliopsida, Brassicales, Brassicaceae.
AAGAAACAUCGAGAAGAUAAUCUAAACUCUUAAAGUCUUCACCUUUAACCCCUCUCUCAAAAAUGUUUCACAGACUCUGUUCAUCUCUCUCUCGUUCCUCCCUCAUCUUCCCCAAACCCCUAAAGUCUCCUCCUUUCCUUCUUCCUCUUCCUCGUCCUCUCUCUCUCCGUCCCACUCUCUCUUUCUCCUCCUUCAAAAUGUCCGACACAAACAACAACAACCCAUCAUCUCCGACCAAACCCGAAACCCUCCGGUCUCUCGAAUCCCACCUCGGCUCCCCUUUCACCACCGAACCAAUCAUCCCCCCUCCUAACCAACUCAUCAUCGUAAUCUCCGGCCCCAGCGGCGUCGGCAAAGACGCAGUCAUCAACAAACUCCGAGAGUCUCGUCAAAAUCUCCACUUUGUCGUCACCGCCACGACUCGCCCCAUGCGUCCCGGCGAAGUCCACGGUAAAGACUACUUCUUUGUCACCAGAGACAACUUCUUAUCAAUGGUUCAAAACGAGGAGCUUCUAGAAUACGCUUUGGUAUACGGAGAGUACAAGGGAAUCCCUAAGAAGCAGAUUCGGGAGUUUAUGUCUAAAGGGGAAGAUAUUGUGCUUAGAGUUGAUAUCCAAGGAGCUCAGACUUUGAGGAGGAUACUUGGGGACUCUGGUGUGUUUGUGUUUUUGGUUGCGGAGAGUGAGGCGGCGAUGGUUGAGAGGUUGGUUGAUAGGAAGACGGAGAGUCAAGAGGAGUUGCUUGUUAGAGUUGCGACUGCGAGAGAAGAGGUUAGGCAUUUGAAGAGUUUUGAUUACGUUGUGGUUAAUGCUAAAGGGAGGCUUGAUGAUGCUGUGAGGCGUGUGGAAGCUAUUAUUGAUGCUGAGAAGUCUAAGGUUCAUCAAAGGGUUGUUAGGAUUUGAUUGGUGUGUGCAGAUCUCCACUGCCUGUGGCGUAUUGCUCGCUGUAGUCUGAAUGUCUGAUGCGGUUUCAUCACAGAACAAACAGUUUUUUUUGGUAUACGUAUGUGCAUUUCAUUGUAAGGCAAAUGAAAUUUCAUGUGAAUCCUCCCUCCUUACGGUUUACAAGGAAUCUUUUUGGAUUAAUCUAUCAUAUCUUUACACUUUACAUGGAUAGACUUUGUUAUCACCAUCCUCACAAAUUGAUUAAUCAUGUU